Seminavis robusta is the source of this 1424-nucleotide messenger RNA. Lineage: Eukaryota; Bacillariophyta; Bacillariophyceae; Naviculales; Naviculaceae. The record is from the annotation of a GenBank genome assembly.
UAGUAGCUAGCCACCACCAUAAAUUGGACCAACCAACCUAGCUAGCUAGAGCUUGCAAGCACACAAACCCAUUUUACUGACAUAGCAAUAACAGAAGCAAGCAAGCAACCAUGAUGAGCAGCAGCAGAGACCAACGGCGACAGGCCCUGAUGCACCUUAGGUCCAGCGAAACCAGCAGCAAUAGUAGCGCCAUGGACGAGAGCACCGCGAGCAGCCUGAGCUAUAGCAAGAGCAAGCGUGCGUCCUUACUCUCCGACGGCACGGAAACAACGGCGUAUUCCGAAGACGCCUCGUUUUCGUACUCGAGCAGCAUGCACCGUGGCCACGACGAUAUCGAUAAUGACAAUGACAAUGACAACGAUGGCGCUGGUAGUGAGUACAGCGAAGCGCUUUCGGAUCUCGACGACCUUGACGACCUCGAAGUCGAGCUCCUGGACUUUGAUAAACGCCACCGAUGUCGUGGAGUCACGGCAAUGCGCGCGAGUACCGGGAGUCGACCUCGUCCACGACCGCGCAAAGUGAAGAACCGCAGAGCUUCCGCUCCGAUUGUUAGUGCGGCUGUCCGGGCGUUAGCUAGCAAUGCUCAACCGCGCAAUGCUAGCAUGCCCAUGGUAUCUUCCGCGAUCCUCCAAGAGCGAAUGGACAAGGCAGCUCAGAACUCGUACUUUCAGUCCCCUGAUGCACACGUCCAGCCAGACCAAGCAGCAGGAGGGCCAAAGUCACCCGAAGAAUACCUAACUCAAGAUCUAUUGCAAGGCAUUGCCAUUACCGCACUCCAAGAAGAACACUUUGAUCCCGUCACUGACGAGAGGAUCGAAGCUCACAAGAUGGCCGUGUCCUCUGCCAUCCGGGCUGCGGACCUAGACAGGCUCCAGGAACUACUCCAAGAUGGAAUCUCAUUGGGGGGGUGCAACCCCCAAGGAGAAAGCAUGAUGCAUCUAGCUUGCCGCUUGAACAAUGCCGACGUUGUCAAGUUCCUCAUCAACGAAGCCAAGGUUUCCAUUCUCGUGCAGGAUGACGCGGGCAGAACUCCACUCCACGAUGCCGCAUGGACCACCAAGCCAAACUUUGAACUGGUACAACUCAUCGUCGAAGAAGCUCCCGAGUUGCUCUUUGUCAAGGACAAGCGAUCGUUUUCGGCUCUGCGGUACAUACCAAAGGCUGCUUGGAAGCAAUGGCGCUCCUUCUUCGAUGAGCACCAAGACCAAAUACGGCGUCUCGUCACGAACAUUAGUGUCCACAAGGCACACCGAAAAAUUGAUGAUGCACAAGAACGAAUGAAAAAACUCAUGGAGAAAAUGGCUUUGUGAACUUGAUCAGCCAUGAAUUGAAUUCAUCCUCCCUCCUGUAUGUGUGUAUAUGUACGUAUAAACUUCCUGCUUCCUAUCCUGAUAAACUAAGCCAUUGCAGUACACUAUUCAGUA